Pecten maximus is the source of this 1432-nucleotide messenger RNA. RefSeq lists its product as uncharacterized. NCBI's taxonomy places the organism in Eukaryota, Metazoa, Mollusca, Bivalvia, Pectinida, Pectinidae. Bases 147 to 1391 code for a protein of 414 amino acids. The record is from RefSeq and is a predicted model, not a curated record. Gene Ontology annotation, cellular component: nucleus. Gene Ontology annotation, molecular function: zinc ion binding. The transcript is spliced from 4 exons.
UUACUCUACGCUAAGCUCCAUUUCACCCUUGGCUUCGUUCAUUUCAUAUUUGACGCCUCCCGCUGCACGUUUUGAUUGGAUGCACAGCAUUUUGCGUGCACCAAUCGUAACGCGGAAUACAGCACAGGCCAAAAAUCAUAACAAACAUGGCUGCACCCAUCGACGACUGUCGCGUUUGUGGGGAAAUAUUGACUAAAAAGCAAAGACGGACGGUAUUUGGUGAUACAUUUGGGGUUUUUGACCAGCUGUCACAGGUACUAAGCUAUGUCGCUAAACCAAACGACGGUUUAUCGAGAUUUGUAUGCGGGUUUUGCUUCAAUAAGUUGAAUAAACUGCACAAAAUCGAUUACGAUCUAAUGCACAAGCUGGAUGCUUUGAGAUCGGAAAAAAUAACUAUCAUCUCGGCUUUGAAGGAAAAACUUAAAAAUGCCAGGCAAAUACAAAAACCACCUGUAACACCAGUACGCAGUCACAAAAAACGAGUUAUGUUACAUUCGCCAACACCAAGAAAAACAAAAAAAGCGUUGUUUAAGACCCCUACUAAGACACGCACGACACCUGACAUGACUUCCAUAAGUACUAGUGAUACUCCCAAGCAAAUGGUCAUGGUCCAUGCAUCGGGUUCGACGGCAAUAGCAGACAAUAUGCCUGAGUCAAGAGUGAAGUUAAAGACAUCAUUUUCUCCAAACAAAAUGAAGGUCAUGUUUAGAACAAAAAAAGACUCAAAGAUAAGAGCAAAAGUGGUCCAGGAUGGAAAGUCAAAGCAAAUUAUCAAAAAUAUAGCAAUGCAUAAUUCAAAGGACAGAACUGCUAAAAUCAUAAUGGAGUCUACAUUGAAGGAAGCUGUUACCAAAAGAGUCUUGAAAGAGAUAAGAAAUGAAAUAACCAAAUUAACAUCGACCCUGAACAUGUCAGUGCUAAGAAGAAAUGAUAGCAAAAGUUUAGGAACAUUCAAAUUUGCAAAUCUUAAUACAGAAAUCAAGAUUUGGGCACCCUUUUUUCAUGAAUGUAUCUCAACGAUUGUGAAAGACUCUGCCAUUGGAACAGCUGUUGUCUCUGCGAUUUCAUUGAAGUUUCAUAAUAAACACAUGACUGCUUUUCAACAUGUUAUCAGCCAAAUUUUGGACCAUAGUGGAGCUACUGAUGAGACCAUUUCUAUUCUCAACAAACUUGGAAUGUGUGUGUCUACAUCUGCAAUGACCAGAACAAAGAAGGAACUGGUGGAGAGACAGUUAGUCCAUACCAAGGCGUUGAUGAUGGAGGAGAAGGAAGAACUUGAAGCUCCCUCAGUUCAUUUAUCAAAGAUUCUACAAGAUAAAGUCAGCGACAGACCAGGGUACUCUAGCAAAUUUGAGAAACAUCAUUGGACGCAUAGAUAUCCAGGGUCCUGAUCAGGUGAUUGAAAAAUACAGGUAAAAAUUUAUAUUAAGUA